This is a messenger RNA of Nelumbo nucifera (sacred lotus), 1324 nucleotides long. Its product is annotated as 28 kDa ribonucleoprotein, chloroplastic-like. NCBI's taxonomy places the organism in Eukaryota, Viridiplantae, Streptophyta, Magnoliopsida, Proteales, Nelumbonaceae. Gene Ontology annotation, cellular component: chloroplast thylakoid membrane. Gene Ontology annotation, biological process: chloroplast rRNA processing. Gene Ontology annotation, molecular function: mRNA binding. The record is from RefSeq and is a predicted model, not a curated record.
UCUAUCCCUUAUCCUCUCCCCUCCCUCCCAAAUUCCAAAUCUCUCUCUUCUCGGCUGCCAUGGCUUCUGUAACUAAACCUCUAUUCAAGACUGUACCAAUGGCGGACAGAUACUUAACCUCUCUCCCAACCCUCUUCACAACCAAAACUUCAUCCCCGUUUCUCUCUCUCCCUUCUAAACCAAUUAAACUUCUUCAUCUCUCAUGCUCUUCUUCUUCGUCACUUCCUUCAUGGAUGUCUCUGAAAAAGAAGCUUUCUUCUUCGACCAUAAUCGCUCUAGUAGCACAGACCUCCGACUGGGCUCAACAAGAGGAAGAGAAUGAGGUUGAGGAGGAGGGGUUCAAUUGGGAGAAUCAAGAGGGCGAGGAGACCGAAGCUCGUUUGUCGGACUGGGAAGGUGAAGGGGAAGAUGCGGCGACAGAAGGGAGUGCGCCUGAAGAUGGAGAAGAGAGCGGCGUGGACGGGUUUCUCGGGGAGAGUGAUGAGUCUUAUUCGGAACCCCCUGAAGAGGCAAAACUUUAUGUUGGCAACUUACCUUAUGACAUUGAUAGUGAGAAGUUGGCUCAGCUCUUCGACCAGGCUGGAGUUGUUGAGGUUGCUGAGGUAAUUUACAAUCGAGAGACAGAUCAGAGUCGUGGGUUCGGGUUCGUCACGAUGAGUACUGUUGAAGAAGCGGAGAAAGCUAUCGAAAUGUUCAACCGUUAUGAUGCUGGUGGCAGGCUUCUGACUGUGAACAAGGCUGCUCCAAGAGGGUCCAGACCAGAGCGACCCCCACGAGUGUUAGAACCAUCAUUUAGGAUCUAUGUUGGAAACUUGCCAUGGCAAGUUGAUAACUCUCGCCUGGAGCAAGUAUUCAGUGAACACGGUAAGGUUGUGGAUGCCAGGAUUGUUUAUGAUCGGGAGACUGGACGUUCACGUGGGUUUGGCUUUGUGACGAUGUCGUCGCAAACCGAGUUGGAUGAUGCCAUUGCUGCCCUUGAUGGACAGAGUUUGGAUGGAAGAGCAAUUAGAGUGAAUGUUGCGGAAGAAAGACCAAGGCGUGGCUCCUUUUGAUUUAGAGAGAGGAGCUUUCAGUUCUUUAGGCUCUCUUUUUGUAACUGUGUAGGUUCUAUUUUGGAGGCAUGAUUCAAUGCUCAAUUUGUUUCUUUUGAUUUUAUUAGCUAGUGACAGGAAAGUUUUUUGGUCAGUUAACAUGCUUUUUACUUAUUUCUUUUUAUUCUUUUUUUUGUUCUGUUGGUAAAGAUAUACUUCCGUUAUAAUACUCUUUAAACGUACAAGGCAAUUGAAAGGUUACCCUUGUUCAAAGAAUUGGUUUUAGAAGCUAA